AUGUGCACCGCACGCGGAAGCGUCAACGUGCACUUGUCCGCCUCCAUCGGCAGCACCAUCGUGGUCAUCAUCAGGAUGCACUUUGAGAGCAAGCUGUCCGCCACGCGCGACCGCGUCGUCGUGCACUUGUCCGCCACCAGCGGCAACAUCAUCAUGCUCAGCGUAAACCUCGUAGGACGGAUCGCUCUCCGAGGACAAGGAGGACUCGAACACGAGGGCGAACCACGCGUCGAAGCAGCGGAUGAAGGGCCUGUUUUGGAAUGGCGUCUUACGCCGUGUGACCCAAUGCCAUUGGCGGAGAAGUGGACGGAGAGCAGCGAGAGCAUCGCCAGCAACACGAGGACGGGCGCCGCCAGCAGCAGAGGCAUGUAG
This is a messenger RNA of Prorocentrum cordatum, 372 nucleotides long. NCBI's taxonomy places the organism in Eukaryota, Dinophyceae, Prorocentrales, Prorocentraceae. The record is from the annotation of a GenBank genome assembly.